Molecule: messenger RNA, 456 nt
Organism: Penaeus monodon (black tiger shrimp)
Lineage: Eukaryota; Metazoa; Arthropoda; Malacostraca; Decapoda; Penaeidae
Product: gastrula zinc finger protein XlCGF8.2DB-like
Exons: 1
Coding region: 1-456 (151 amino acids)
Biological process (GO): regulation of transcription by RNA polymerase II
Molecular function (GO): RNA polymerase II cis-regulatory region sequence-specific DNA binding; DNA-binding transcription factor activity
Source: RefSeq, a predicted model, not a curated record
AUGAGUUGCAAAUCCCAUGCCACCGCCGAAAGGUCGUUCAGGUGUCAUGUGUGCGGCAAAGUGUUCGGCCAAAAGGGCCAUCUGAUGAUUCACAUGAAUGUCCACGCGGUGGUCAGGCCCUUCGGAUGCGACACCUGCGGCAGGCGCUUCACUCAAAAGGGGAACCUCCUUCGGCACUCGGUCUUGCACAUCAACGAAAAGCCCUUCGGAUGCGGCAUCUGCAGGAAGUUCUUUGUGCAAAAGGCUCAUUUGGUGAAACACGUCGUGGUGCACAGGCAGAGGCUGGCUGCCCUUAAAAGGUGUCGGCGGAGGGAGGCGUCCGAGCGAGGGUCUUCCUCUGAGGCCAAGGAAACCUCCCUCAGGUGCAAGGUCUGCGGAUUACAGUUCAGGCGAAUUUUCAAAUUGAUGGAACACCUGAAGGUCCAACAUAUUCUCGGAAGGGAAAUAGUGCGCUAG